Camelina sativa (false flax) is the source of this 477-nucleotide messenger RNA. Its product is annotated as agamous-like MADS-box protein AGL97. Lineage: Eukaryota; Viridiplantae; Streptophyta; Magnoliopsida; Brassicales; Brassicaceae. Gene Ontology annotation, molecular function: RNA polymerase II cis-regulatory region sequence-specific DNA binding; DNA-binding transcription factor activity, RNA polymerase II-specific; protein dimerization activity. Gene Ontology annotation, biological process: positive regulation of transcription by RNA polymerase II. The record is from RefSeq and is a predicted model, not a curated record.
AUGGGGGGCUUGAAGAGGAAAAUAGAUACAGAGAAGAAGAUUGAGGGGAAAGAACCACGAGCUGUUACAUUCUCGAAACGUAGGAAGGGCCUUUUCAGCAAAGCGUCGGAGCUCUGUCUUCUCUCCAGCGCUCAAAUUGCAAUCAUAACUACUCCCGUUUCUGCUAAUUCACACAACUCUUUUUACUCUUUUGGACAUUCAUCUGUGGAUAGCAUUGUCGCUGCUUUCCUCGCUGAUGAGACUCCGACUCCGACUCGGGAUGUCGAUGAUGAAAAUUUAGGGUUUUGGUGGGAAGACGAGAGUCUCGCCAAUUCGGAGAAUGCGGAGGAACUGGCUGAGGGGAUUGAUUCCAUGAAGAGGAUGUUACACGAUCUCAAGGAGGAGUUGGAGUUCCACCACCGAAUCUAUAGUAGUUCUAGCAACAUCAUUCACAUCUUGAUAGAGAGCGGAAGCUUAAUUAACGGACGAGAACACUAG